Candida tropicalis MYA-3404 is the source of this 1353-nucleotide messenger RNA. RefSeq lists its product as uncharacterized. NCBI's taxonomy places the organism in Eukaryota, Fungi, Ascomycota, Pichiomycetes, Serinales, Debaryomycetaceae. Gene Ontology annotation, molecular function: zinc ion binding; ubiquitin protein ligase activity. Bases 1 to 1353 code for a protein of 450 amino acids. Gene Ontology annotation, cellular component: cytoplasm. The transcript has a single exon. The record is from RefSeq and is a predicted model, not a curated record.
AUGAAUGAAUCAGAAACAAUUUCUACCAAUGAGAAGGAUGAGGGUGUUUUGACAGCGGUAGAUUAUAUUGAAUCCCAAAAAGAAUUGGAAAAAGAAGCACGAGAACUAAUGCCUUACGAUCCUAAUGAAUGUACUUAUGAGCAAGGAGAAUUACGACAACCAUUAUUUGCAUGUCUCACAUGCUCCUCACAGAAUGAUAACCAACCUAUAGGUGUUUGUUAUUCAUGUUCUAUUCAAUGUCAUCUGCAACAUGAACUUGUGGAGCUUUUUACGAAACGUUCUUUUGUGUGUGAUUGUGGAACAACAAGAAUGAAAAAUACACCCGAUGGUGCUUGUAAGUUAAGAAGAAAGGGAAAACCAGGACAAAAAGAAAGAAAAUUAUCUAAUGUUUCAACUUCAUCUGGUAGUGGUACUUAUUUGGAAUUACCUGCAGAAGAUGUUCCUAGUGAGUCGAAUAGAUAUAAUCAGAAUUAUCAUGGUAAAUUUUGUGGCUGCAAACAAUUGUAUAAUCCAUUGGAAGAAACAGGGCAUAUGAUCCAAUGUUAUUUUGGAUUUACAUGUGGUGAAGAUUGGUACCAUGAUAGGUGUGUCAUGGGAGUCAAAUCACUUGGACUGGUUGCAAGUAAGGAUAAAAUGAAGAUUGAAGGUGAAAACAUGCUAGAUAAGGGGAUCUCUCCUGGUGUGGAUGCAAAGAUCCAACCGAAGGAAGAAAAAGAAGAGGAUCUGCUUGAACAAUUGCGAUACUUCCCCAAAUUAGAAAAAUUCGAUGAGUUUAUCUGUUGGAAAUGUGUUGACCAAUUCAAGGAGAUAUUUGAAGAACUAGAUAAAAAGUUUCCUGGUGUUAUUAUGACUAAAUUGCCACGUUAUGAUGAUAUAGUGACGGUUGAUGAUUGGUAUAACAAAAGAGAAGAGUCGUUACAGCCAAAGGCAAAGAAAAUAAAAACAGAAGGUUCAAGUUCAUCAUUAGCAGCGGAGCAGACAUAUUCUAUAUUCCUAGGAAAUGAUUUCCGUUACAAGUUACUCGAUGAAUACCCAAGUCUUGAUAAAGAUUCUAAAUUGUACAAAUUUUUAACCAACAAUUCGUAUCUUUUUAAAGAUGAUCCUAUAUUUAAACCCCCUGAAGAUGAAUCUGAAGAUGACUGGUCUACUUCAGAUAUGGGUGCCGCUGAAGCAUUAGAUUCUUUACCACGAGACAGAGCAAUUGAGAGUAUACAAGCAUAUGAUAAAAUACGUUCAAAAUUACGAGAGUUUUUCAAGCCAUUUGCUGAGCAAGGCAAGAUAGUUACAGAAGAUGAAGUCAGAAAUUUCUUUGGACACAUCGAUGAUAAAACCCAAGAUCUGAAACAAGGAUAA